Anopheles moucheti is the source of this 927-nucleotide messenger RNA. RefSeq lists its product as uncharacterized. Lineage: Eukaryota; Metazoa; Arthropoda; Insecta; Diptera; Culicidae. The record is from RefSeq and is a predicted model, not a curated record. The transcript has a single exon. Bases 1 to 927 code for a protein of 308 amino acids.
AUGGAAGUAUUUGAGUUGUGGGACGUUCCUAUGAAAUCGGUUUGCAGUAAGGUGAAUUUGGCGGAAAUAUCCAGCGGCAGUCUGAGGGAGAAAUUUCCAAGGCUGUUUUCGGACGAGCUUGGAUGCUGUGCAAAGGCGAAAGUUCAGCUCAAGCUGAAGAAAGGAGCGACUCCUGUGUUUCAGCCGAAGCGCCCAGUGGCGUAUGCUAUGUUGCAGCAAGUCGAAAGUGAGCUGGAGAGCCUGAAGAAUGAAGGCAUCAUCACAAGGGUGGAUUUUUCGGAGUGGUCAGCGCGAAUCGUAGUGGUACGGGAAGCAAAUGGUACCAUAAGGAUCUGUGGCGAUUAUUCGACGGGCUUGAAUAAUAUGCUGAUGCCGCAUCAGUAUCCGCUGCCACUGCCAGAGGAGAUAUUCGCCAGCCUAAGUAAGUGCUCCUUGUUUAGUCAGAUUGACCUAUCCGACGCCUUUUUGCAGGUCGAGGUAGACGAAGAAUACCGCGAGCUGCUAACCGUUAACACGUACCGAGGUUUACACCGAUACAACAGACUUCCACCAGGAGUAAAGGCAGCGCCAGGUGCCUUCCAACAGAUUAUGGACACGAUGUUGGCUGGACUGGUGGGAGGAGCAGCAUAUAUGGAUGACAUCGUGGUAGGCGGGGAAGAUGAGGCAACUCAUGAGCAAAACCUAACUGCGGUUUUAGGAAGGCUUGAAGAAUAUGGCUUUACUAUACGAGAGAGCAAGUGUAGUUUCAACAAGAAACAGAUCAAGUAUCUGGGUCAUCUGAUUGAUGAGAAAGGACUGCGGCCAGAUGCUGAAAAAAUUACAGCCAUAACGAAAUUGCCACCCCCUACAGAUGUUACAGGAGUGCGGUCAUUCUUAGGUGUCAUCAACUUCUAUGCAGUGGCGUAUUUAGGAGUGCGGAGGCCCUGA